UCCAUCACGACGUUGAACCCACUGUAUUACUAAUAAAGUUGAGUCAAAUAGAUGACGUCGGGAGUUCCACGUUGGCCCGGACGUGGCAGCAGCAUCAGAGGACAGAAAUAAACGAUUAUUGCUUUGGGUGUCACAAACAGAACGAUUCACGCCUCGUCUCAACAACGACAAGAAUUUAGAAAAGCGUUGCUUAAAAUUUUGACAUUCACUCACAACAUGGGGCUUCUAAUCUCGUCAGUUUUUACCAGACUGUUCGGCAAGAAACAGAUGAGAAUACUUAUGGUUGGCUUGGAUGCUGCAGGGAAAACCACUAUCUUGUACAAACUGAAGCUGGGAGAAAUAGUGACCACCAUUCCAACUAUUGGCUUUAACGUGGAGACGGUGGAGUACAAGAACAUCUGCUUCACAGUGUGGGAUGUGGGUGGUCAGGACAAGAUCAGACCUCUCUGGAGACACUACUUCCAGAACACACAGGGUCUGAUAUUUGUAGUAGACAGCAACGACAGAGAGAGAGUGGCUGAGUCUGCAGAAGAGCUCUCCAAAAUGCUCCAGGAGGAUGAGUUGAGAGAAGCAGUAUUGCUGGUGUUCGCUAACAAGCAGGACCUUCCCAACGCUAUGGCGGUCAGCGACCUCACAGACAAACUGGGACUGCAGAGCCUCCGCAGCAGAGUGUGGCACGUGCAGGCGACCUGUGCGACACAGGGCACAGGACUGUAUGAAGGACUGGACUGGCUUUCCAAUGAGCUGUCCAAGCAGUAAUACCGAACAUCACAGGCGAGAGAGAAGUAGAGAACGAUAAAGAGCGGGUGAGAACACCUCGGAGAGAGAGACUGACACCUUUAAUCAAGACAAGUUUGGUCUUGAAGAACCUGUGCCCCUAGAGUGGACAGAACUUGUGGACAAUGCAAUCAAUACCUAUUGGAACAUGUUAUUAUGUUACUACUCUUUUUACUUUGAUCCCUUCAGAUACUUCUCUAAUCUUCACAUUUUCCCCAACCUCAUGUGUCGCAGCAGAUAAACUGUCGCUCUGUUGCAUGUUUAGAAAUUGCUGCUCUGAGACACCAUGGAGACGACUUCUCUUUCCUCUGCACAUUGUUCAGCUGGGUCGAAGUUGCCCCAAAACGCUGAUCCUGGGUCACACUUUUUUUCCUUUUUUUUUUGUAUAUGCCUAUGGUUAGGAUUGGGUGUGUUGUAAUCUGAUCCUAGAUCUGUGGUUUAGGGCAACUUCUACCUCAAACUGUUCAGCUUCACUAGACUUCAUGGACAUUUUCACUGAAACAACCUUACCCCUCACCCCUGUGACCUCAUUGCCAUUCUAUGUCACCGCAGUAAGGACAGAAUCUUCUAGAAUGAGAUGAAGACGCUGAUGCCAUAAACCUCAAGAUGUUUGAGCAAGUCUUUCUGCGCUGGGAGCCAAAUGGAACUCCUUUAGUGAAUGGACCCACUGGAGACAGUUGGCUCCUGGUACUUCCAAUUUUCUUCAUCUCAUUGUAGAGUAGGUUUGCUCUGGGUUCUCCACAUAGAAAAGAUAAGAUUCUUGACACUUGUCCUUAUUUUUUAUGCAAUAACCCAUUUCCUUUAUGUGCUUUGAUGUAAACUGGGAAUCUGAAAUGGUUAGGUAGUUGCUGCCACUAAGCAUUGAAACAGGCUGAAUACUUUUUCAUCCCCCUUAUGGUUCAGGUUAGGAUGGGUUAUCUGAUCUAGGAGCUGUGUUUAGGUACAACUUCUACCUCAAGCAAGUUGAAACCACACGAGGCUGUUUUGUGAGAAUAAGCAGCACCUAACCCAGACUGGGUCUGUUCUAAUACUUAAAUGUUUUCUUCGCUCCUGCCCUUCCUUGGAACGUUAUUAGAUUUCAGAAGUACUGGCUUGAAACAAUGCAGUGGAAACCUUGUCCUCACUUGACCAAUCUUUGAUGACCUCAAGGAAGGAAAGGGAAGAAGCAGAAAUUGUGUUUUCUAAGCAUUGGAACAAAGACAAUAUCAGUGUUGUAUAGUGCAGUGGCAUGCUUUGGCUCAGCUGCGCAUGAUUGUGGUUAGGUGUGCUCUUCUGGCUGAUUUUUGCACACUUAAUCUGACCCUUCCACACAUACCCCCUACCCAAUCUCCCUGGGCUAGGCAUACAUUCCAGCUGACUGACUGCUUCUGGAAGCUGCCUCACAACUUUGAAUGUGAUAACUAAUUGUUUUACAAAAGAUCUCUAAAUAAAUUCAACUGUUAAAUUA
Salmo salar (Atlantic salmon) is the source of this 2224-nucleotide messenger RNA. RefSeq names its product ADP-ribosylation factor 4. Lineage: Eukaryota; Metazoa; Chordata; Actinopteri; Salmoniformes; Salmonidae. Gene Ontology annotation, molecular function: GTP binding; GTPase activity. The record is from RefSeq and is a predicted model, not a curated record.